Molecule: messenger RNA, 1539 nt
Organism: Aspergillus saccharolyticus JOP 1030-1
Lineage: Eukaryota; Fungi; Ascomycota; Eurotiomycetes; Eurotiales; Aspergillaceae
Product: glycosyltransferase family 20 protein
Exons: 5
Coding region: 1-1539 (512 amino acids)
Biological process (GO): cellular response to heat; trehalose biosynthetic process
Cellular component (GO): cytosol; alpha,alpha-trehalose-phosphate synthase complex (UDP-forming)
Molecular function (GO): alpha,alpha-trehalose-phosphate synthase (UDP-forming) activity
Source: RefSeq, a predicted model, not a curated record
AUGCCUUCUCUCGAUAACCCCGUUCCGAACGAGGCAAGACUUCUGCUCGUCUCCAAUCGCCUUCCCAUCACCAUCAAGCGAUCCGAGGAUGGCAGGUAUGACUUCUCUAUGUCGUCUGGUGGACUAGUCAGUGGACUUAGCGGUCUGUCGAAGUCCACGACUUUCCAAUGGUACGGCUGGCCUGGUCUAGAAGUCCCAGAAGAAGAAAUUCCCGAGGUAAAAAAGCGUCUGAAGGACGAGUAUGGCGCUAUUCCAGUCUUCAUUGAUGAUGAACUCGCGGAUCGCCACUACAACGGAUUCUCCAACUCGAUCCUCUGGCCUCUCUUCCAUUAUCACCCCGGUGAGAUCACUUUUGACGAAUCUGCUUGGGAAGCAUACAAGGAAGCCAACCGCCUCUUUGCCAAAGCCGUUGCGAAAGAAGUGCAAGAUGGAGAUCUGAUCUGGGUCCACGAUUAUCAUCUGAUGCUGCUUCCGGAGAUGCUUCGUGAGGAGAUCGGCAACAGCAAGGAGAAUGUCAAGAUUGGUUUCUUCCUUCACACCCCCUUCCCUAGCAGUGAGAUCUACAGGAUCCUUCCUGUGCGUAAUGAGUUGCUGCUUGGUGUCCUUCAUUGUGACUUGAUCGGCUUCCACACCUACGAUUAUACUCGACACUUCCUGAGUGCCUGUUCGCGCUUGUUGGGUCUACCAACCACACCUAACGGAAUUGAGUUUCAGGGCAAACUCAUCGCCUGUGGCGCCUUUCCUAUUGGGAUUGACCCCGAGAAAUUCGAGGAGGGCCUCAAAAAGGAGAAGGUCCAAAAACGCAUUGCCAUGCUGGAACAGAAAUUCCAGGGCGUUAAGUUGAUGGUGGGUGUCGAUCGCCUUGACUAUAUCAAGGGUGUUCCUCAAAAGCUGCAUGCGCUCGAGGUAUUCCUUAGUGACCAUCCCGAGUGGGUUGGCAAGGUUGUCCUGGUUCAAGUAGCAGUUCCCAGUAGACAAGAUGUGGAAGAGUACCAGAACUUGAGGGCUGUGGUGAACGAACUCGUGGGUCGAAUCAACGGCAAAUUCGGCACUGUUGAGUUCAUGCCGAUUCACUUUUUACACAAAUCAGUCAACUUCGACGAGCUGAUUGCCCUCUACGCGGUAUCCGAUGCUUGCAUCGUCUCGUCCACACGUGAUGGCAUGAAUCUCGUCGCCUACGAAUAUAUUGCCACCCAAAAGAAGCGCCAUGGCAGCUUGGUUCUCUCGGAGUUCGCUGGUGCGGCACAAAGUCUGAACGGCAGUAUCAUCAUCAAUCCUUGGAACACCGAAGAGCUUGCAGCGGCUUAUCAAGAGGCUGUAACAAUGAGCGAUGAGCAGAGGGCUCUUAACUUUUCCAAGCUGGACAAAUAUGUCAAUAAAUAUACAAGUGCAUUCUGGGGCCAGUCCUUCGUCACCGAGUUGACUCGGAUAUCGACUCAGUCGGCGGAAAAGUUCCAAGCCAGGAAGGCUUCUCUAAUCCCGGGCCCCUCCGAUACCCAAGAGCAUACAAAUGGCGUCAAGGCUUCACAGGAAGCAUAG